Molecule: messenger RNA, 1599 nt
Organism: Bicyclus anynana (squinting bush brown)
Lineage: Eukaryota; Metazoa; Arthropoda; Insecta; Lepidoptera; Nymphalidae
Exons: 5
Coding region: 138-1142 (334 amino acids)
Source: RefSeq, a predicted model, not a curated record
UAGUCAUUGUCAAUUUGUCAUAGCUUAUCAAAAGUCAAAACAAACACUUUUCAGUUUUCCUUUUCUGGCACAAAUUAAAAUUAACUUUUUAUAGAAAUGAGAUGAGAAUUCAUUUAUGAAUUAUAAUAUCAUGAAACAUGACGAAUAAGGAAUUAUUACAAGAAUAUUCUAAAUCUAUUACCAAACUUAAAAAAGAAAGCGUCGAUGCUGGAAUUACUGAAGAAGAGUUCAAGGAAAUGUAUUAUAAAAGUUUACAUGAUUUAGUAAAAAAUAAUCAUAUUUCUGCGGCCAACAAUCGCCAAUGGUUUAAAACGAAGUUAAUAUGGCUUAUCUGCCUCUCUACAAUAAUAAUAGUAAUUUAUAACUAUAAAUCUAUACAUGCGUGUGUAGUAUGUGAAAUGCAGGAUUAUAUCUAUCCUGGAUUGCGAUUGUUGAGAAAAUUUUCAAUACCAUUCAUUUCAUUAUUCCCCGUAUUAACAGAAUUAUACCAAGAAACAUGUUUGAUACAAAAUCCAUUUUUCACUGUUGUGGACAUGGACUGCUGGCCCUGCAGCACUGUCAACAACGUUGGUGAAGUGUUCAAUCCACAGCCAGUUCAUAAGCAACAGAGUGCCCCAUUUGUUUAUAAGACUGAACAAAAAGAAAUAGAUCUGAAUGAAUUAAAGAAAUUAUACAUGAAAAAUAAAAGUUUGUUUGAUGUUGAAAGCCCAAAAGUUUUGAUAAACAAUAAAUAUUAUUGGUCUCCACAAGAUACAUUUGGUCCAGAUGUUUUGCAGGAAAAUCUUUAUGUAUGGAAGUCUACAAAUUUUAACACAGCUAGAUUAAUAAGGCAAAUUAUCCCAAGGCCAAAAGUUGUGCCAAAAUUUGGUCAAAGCACAGAAAGGUUUAUCAUAAUAGACUCCAAACGUGAUAUGUUCCACAUACCUGAAACAGAGUGCAAUUAUUCCUUUCUUCUUGCACUAAGUGGAAGUAGAAUUAUUUAUCUAAGACCAGCCGAGGAAUGCAAAUAUCAGUGUAAAACACUGAAGGUGGAAUUAAAGCAAUCCUAUUUGUUGUGGUACAACUGGUGGUACUGGAGACCUAUAGCCGAACCGUCAAUCGGCAAUGAGACUUUCAUAGCACACAUUGGCUCUUACUGCUAAGAAAGAUUAUAAAUAAAAGCACUUCAAUGGAAUGUACAAUUAUAUUUUAUAAAUUAUAAUGUACUUACUAUUGUUUAUUAAAAUUAAUACCCAUUCAAAUUGUCUAAAAUAAAUUAACUAGAAAUUAAAUUGAAUUCAUUCAAACUUUUCUCUUAAUCUCUGUUUGAGUAACACAGGGACUAGAGAGAUAAGUGCAAAGAUGGUUAGUAUAGUGAUUGAGGUCCAAGACCAGGCAUCGCUUGUUGAGGUCAACUGGUGAAGAGUUUGACCAGCCUGGAUAGCUACAAAUGAUGGUGGUGCCACUCCUGUAACAAAAAAAAUACCCUUGGAUUGAGAUUUUUUGUUUUAAUCUUUUAAUUAUAAUCAAUUAAUCCAUUCCCCGCCAAUUAGUCGUUACUUGUAAGAAUCUUAUUGGAUUGUCUAUACCUGUUGAGUUCGACUUAUUUAACUGUGUAGA